UUGGCGUAUCGAGCUAAGAUCCAUCGUCUUUUUGCUGAGCUGGAGCCAUCUUUAACCGUCACAGAGCAAAACCUGGCAGACCGAGUUCGGUAUAUCUUGCGCUCAAAUAUAUUUGAUGUCGCCGAACUCAAACGGCUACGACGAGAGGCUGUUCCCUCAUCGGAUAAAAAUGCUACGGCUGAGGAUGCGGCGCCACAAAUUGUAGAGCAACCCGCAAAAAUGGAUGCCAACGUGAAUACCCCAGUUGUGGUUGAUUCAAACGAUGAUGGAACAGUCGCCCAGGAACUGGAAUUAGAGCAUAUGAGGAGUACAUUGGAAGAGGCAAUUGUGGAAACGCGCAGUACGCCUCUCGAAAAUCGACCGCGACUUCCACGCAUAGCCCUAAGUAAGCGGAAUCGGGCUGUCGUGAGUGCUCUGAACCCAAUGCUGGUGACCUUUUUGGAAGCCAGCCGGGACCUUUGCGAGACGUACUCAAUUCUUUUUGGCGCCGCGCUAGCAGUCUGCCGUAUCAUGGACACCAAGGUUUCCACGGCUGGACACGCUACUGGCCAAAGUAGCGCUAUCCCAGUAUGGAGAAGAAGAAUUGAGGAGCGUAUCGCAAAUACUAGAGCUCUUAUCAGCAAACUGAUAUGCAUCAGAUCUGGCAAUAACAGGCCAAGAAUUGUGCGCACCGUCAGGAUGGCGUUUGCUGGGACAAAUGUCAGUUUGUCCCAGCCGGAUAUAACGCAAAAACUGACGGAGCGCAUAGAUGAUCUGAAGCAGAGAAUCGCUGCUUGGGGAAAGCGGAUUCGGCGAUAUACCGAGAGGUCGACACGGUUCAACCAGAAUCGUCUCUUCCAGAGUGAUCAGAAGGGGCUCUAUGUAUCAUUAGUAGGGCCCCGAACUGGAAAAGUCCGGGACUCGACGGGCUGCAUCACUGCUGGCUGA
Molecule: messenger RNA, 927 nt
Organism: Parnassius apollo (apollo)
Lineage: Eukaryota; Metazoa; Arthropoda; Insecta; Lepidoptera; Papilionidae
Source: the annotation of a GenBank genome assembly